AUGCUGGCGAGAGUGAUCAUAGUUGUGUCGGCCGCCUACCACGAUGUAACACAAGACUACAUCAAUCGGCUGCGAAAGAAAUCAUGCGGUCAUCGGCGUCAAAAUUCCGAAUUCGAUCGUAAACGAGUACAAACAGUGCGGCUAACAAUGACCAUCAUUGCCACUAAUUUCUUCCUAUGGAUGCCAUUCUGCCUAGUCAAUAUGAUACAAGCAUUCAAACCUGGAGCACUGAGUCCAACCCUGAGCAUCUACGUGAUGAUCCUUGGCAAUUUGAAUUCAUGUGUAAACCCUUGGCUUUAUAUUCUAUUCAAUCGUUCUCAGGCUGUCAAAGCCUUAUGUGGACGACGAGCAAUGGGUUACUCCACACAUCGAAGCGAGACCGACAUGCUAUCAUCAAGCCGGCGAUCAGAAUUCAAAUUCUCCGUAGGCAACUCGUUGGCACCUCUAACACCGGAGGAAAUAAAGGUGCACCGUAAUGUAUCGUUCCAAGAGCCAACAAAUCGUGCGCCAAGAGAACCCUCAUGCCGGUCAGAAUUGCCACAACGCAAACGCACUCCAUCGUCACUCUACGCCAAACGUUCCACAGCUUACAUUAACGAGAAUUCGCCGACGUCAAAUGGCUACCAUAUCGUACUAUCAAACGACUCACCACCUUCAUCAUCAUCCCCUCAACUGGUUGAUAGCCCUCAAGAACUAUCAUCGUUUUUCAACGCCUAA
Cooperia oncophora is the source of this 717-nucleotide messenger RNA. The record is from the annotation of a GenBank genome assembly. NCBI's taxonomy places the organism in Eukaryota, Metazoa, Nematoda, Chromadorea, Rhabditida, Trichostrongylidae.